UCCCUCCCUGCUGGCCCUCCUCCCCUUCCCUCCCCUCCGCCCCCUUCCCUGUAGGCAGCCGGCCCGCCAGCCCGCGCGUCCGUACUGCCUGCCUCCCGGCCCCUGGCGCUCGGGCUGGGUCUCUCCCCCGCCCCCAGGCUCCCCCGGUCGUUCUCCUCAGGCGGUCGCCGGCGCUCGGUGGAUGUGGCUGGCAGCCGCCGCCCCCUCCCUCGCUCGCCGCCUGCUCUUCCUUGGCCCUCCGCCUCCUCCCCUCCUCAUUCUCCUCCUCAGCCGCUCCUCUUGCCGCCGCCGCCGCCUCCACAGCCUGGGCCUCGCCGCGAUGCCGGAGAAGAGGCCCUUCGAGCGGCUGCCUGCCGACGUCUGCCCCAUCAAUUACAGCCUUUGCCUCAAGCCCGACUUGCUGGACUUCACCUUCGAGGGCAAGCUGGAGGCCUCCGCCCAGGUGAGGCAGGCAACCAAUCAGAUUGUGAUGAAUUGUGCUGAUAUUGACAUUAUUACAGCUUCAUAUGUACCAGAAGGAGAUGAAGAAAUACAUGCUACAGGAUUUAACUAUCAGAAUGAAGAUGAAAAAGUCACCUUGUCUUUUCCUAGUACUCUCCAACCAGGUACAGGAACUUUAAAGAUAGAUUUUGUUGGAGAGCUGAAUGAUAAAAUGAAAGGUUUCUAUAGAAGUAAAUAUACUACCCCUUCUGGAGAGGUGCGCUAUGCUGCUGUCACACAGUUUGAGGCUACUGAUGCCCGGAGAGCUUUUCCUUGCUGGGAUGAGCCUGCCAUCAAAGCAACUUUUGAUAUCUCAUUGGUUGUUCCUAAAGACAGAGUAGCUUUAUCAAACAUGAAUGUAAUUGAUCGGAAACCAUAUCCUGAUGAUGAAAAUGUAGUGGAAGUGAAGUUUGCUCGCACACCUGUCAUGUCUACGUAUCUGGUGGCAUUUGUUGUGGGUGAAUAUGACUUUGUAGAAACAAGGUCAAAAGAUGGUGUGUGUGUCCGUGUUUACACCCCUGUUGGCAAAGCAGAGCAAGGAAAAUUUGCGUUAGAGGUUGCUGCUAAAACUCUGCCUUUUUAUAAGGACUACUUCAAUGUUCCUUAUCCUCUACCUAAAAUUGAUCUCAUUGCUAUUGCAGACUUUGCAGCUGGUGCCAUGGAGAACUGGGGCCUUGUUACUUAUAGGGAGACUGCAUUGCUUAUUGAUCCAAAAAACUCCUGUUCUUCAUCACGCCAGUGGGUUGCCCUGGUUGUGGGACAUGAACUCGCCCAUCAAUGGUUUGGAAAUCUUGUUACUAUGGAAUGGUGGACUCAUCUUUGGUUAAAUGAAGGCUUCGCAUCAUGGAUUGAAUAUCUGUGUGUAGACCACUGCUUCCCAGAGUAUGAUAUCUGGACUCAGUUUGUUUCUGCUGAUUACACACGUGCCCAGGAGCUUGAUGCCUUAGAUAACAGCCAUCCUAUUGAAGUGAGUGUGGGCCAUCCUUCUGAAGUUGAUGAGAUAUUUGAUGCUAUAUCAUAUAGCAAAGGUGCCUCUGUCAUCCGAAUGCUACAUGACUACAUUGGGGAUAAGGACUUUAAGAAAGGAAUGAACAUGUAUUUAACCAAGUUUCAACAAAAGAAUGCUGCCACAGAGGAUCUCUGGGAAAGUUUAGAAAAUGCCAGUGGUAAACCUAUAGCCGCUGUGAUGAAUACCUGGACCAAACAAAUGGGAUUCCCUCUCAUUUACGUGGAAGCGGAACAGAUGGAAGAUGACAGACUACUGAGGUUGUCCCAAAGGAAGUUCUGUGCCAGUGGACCAUAUGUUGGAGAAGGCUGUCCCCAGUGGAUGGUUCCUAUCACAAUCUCUACUAGUGAAGAUUCCAGCCAUGCCAAAAUGAAGAUUCUCAUGGACAAGCCAGAGAUGAAUGUAGUUUUAAAAGAUGUCAAACCAGACCAGUGGGUGAAGUUAAACCUGGGAACAGUUGGGUUUUAUCGGACCCAAUACAGCUCAGCCAUGCUGGAAAGUUUAUUACCAGGCAUUCGUGACCUUUCUCUGCCCCCUGUGGAUCGACUUGGAUUACAGAAUGACCUCUUCUCCUUGGCUCGAGCUGGAAUCAUUAGCACUGUAGAGGUUCUAAAAGUCAUGGAGGCUUUUGUGAAUGAGCCCAAUUAUACUGUAUGGAGCGACCUGAGCUGUAACCUGGGGAUUCUCUCAACUCUCUUGUCCCACACAGACUUCUAUGAGGAAAUCCAGGAGUUUGUGAAAGAUGUCUUUUCACCUAUAGGGGAGAGACUGGGCUGGGACCCCAAGCCUGGAGAAGGUCAUCUAGAUGCACUCCUGAGGGGCUUGGUUCUGGGCAAACUAGGGAAGGCAGGACAUAAGGCAACAUUAGAAGAAGCCCGUCGUCGGUUUAAGGACCAUGUGGAAGGGAAACAGAUUCUCUCUGCUGAUUUGAGGAGUCCGGUCUAUCUGACUGUUUUGAAGCAUGGUGAUGGCACUACCUUAGACAUUAUGCUGAAGCUUCACAAACAAGCAGAUAUGCAGGAAGAGAAAAACCGGAUUGAAAGAGUCCUUGGGGCUACUCUUUCACCUGAAUUGAUUCAAAAAGUCCUCACGUUUGCACUUUCAGAAGAGGUACGUCCACAGGACACUGUAUCAGUAAUUGGUGGAGUGGCUGGAGGCAGUAAGCAUGGAAGGAAGGCUGCUUGGAAAUUCAUAAAAGACAACUGGGAAGAACUUUAUAAUCGAUACCAGGGAGGAUUCUUAAUAUCUAGACUAAUAAAGCUAUCAGUUGAGGGAUUUGCAGUUGAUAAAAUGGCUGGAGAAGUUAAGGCUUUCUUCGAGAGUCACCCAGCUCCUUCAGCUGAGCGUACCAUCCAGCAGUGUUGUGAAAAUAUCCUGCUGAAUGCUGCUUGGCUAAAGCGUGAUGCUGAGAGCAUCCACCAGUACCUCCUUCAGCGAAAGGCCUCACCACCCACAGCAUGAACCUGGAGCAUGCUGCCACUGCGGUUCUGCUGCUUCGUGCAGGGAUAAGGUGGAGCACCGAACAGCUGAUUCAUAUGCCAAGAAUUUGGAGUCCUCUUUCAAGCCAGUGGGGGUUGGACAAUGAAUGUAGUUAACUGGUUCCUGCUCACACUCCAGAAUUAAAUUCUAUUGAAAAAGGAAAAUCAGCAAUUCAGCAAAAAAAAUAAAAAAUAAAAAAAUGUAAAUAUGAUAGUAAUAAAAUAGAGCAUAACGAAACUGUGAAACUUCCUGAAGCCUUGUCAGUGGUUAAAAGUAUUUAACACUCUCCUGUUAAUGACAGAUGUUCUGUUUUUAUAACCUACCAAAAGGAAACUAGAGGCUUCUGGGUAAAGAGGAUUUUUGUGAAAUGGGUUCUACAAGCAGCCUACAAGCCAAGGGUAGUGUCCAUUGCUGGGGAUGUUAAACAUGAAAGGCUGAUAGCUGGUAUAACAUAGAGUCUGUGCAUAAUCUCAAGUGGGUUUUGUUUUGGGUUUUUUUUGUUUUGUUUUGUUUUGUUUUGUUUUUGGCAUGGGGACUGAUCAGGAAGAUAUAUUUUCCUGCAUAACUCAAUCUGAACCAAGGAUUGUAGUUUUCCUCCUUGCUUUCCCUUCUGUGUGACCCCUUGGCAAAAAAAAAAAAAGAAAGAAAGAAAGAAAGAAAGAAAGAAAGAAAGAAAGAAAAGAAAAAAAAACCUAUCCUGGUCUGGGUUUUUUCCUCCCCUAGUUCCAUCCCCAACCCACUACCCUGGUGUCCUUCUUAGAGAUAAAGAAAUAAUAAGGAAACAUCUUUUAUAGCCACAUUAAAUAAGAGAAACUGAUAUACAUUAUUUUUUUCUUUCUUUUUUAAGAUGACUUUUAAGAACCCUGAAUUGCAUAUAGGUGAGACAAUAGAAAUAAAAGGUUUUCAUCCAGGCCUUUCUGAAGGAGUUACUCUGCUGAAAAUGGUCUUAGUUGUCUGACAGGCCAGCUGUUGAAUCUCUUUAUGACAGUAUCAACACUGGCUUCUUCUGGUUCAUUUUGGGCAUGUAAGAAGUCAUUGGUAACUGCUGCAGGGCCUAUAUAUUAGUGGUAACUGGUUUUAAAAACAACAAAGAAUAUAAGCCUGUGUGUGCCACUCUGCUUCCACAGUGUAUCCUACUAACAAGCCUCACCAACCUAAUCCAGUAAAUUUUAAGUCUAAAUCUCAUUCCUUUCCUCUUUCCCUACCUUUUUUCUUUUCUUUUUCUUAAAAAAAGAUAUUUUUGUGUGUUAUUAACAGGAAUUCAUAUUUGGUGUGGCUUAACUAUAUUUCAGAAGGUCAUCAGAUUGUGAGACUGCUUCCUUGAAACAUUUUUGUGCUAUUGUUUUAAAAAAAUAAUUAAAAAAACAGUUGGCGUUAAUAAAAAUGUCAAUGUGAA
This is a messenger RNA of Kogia breviceps (pygmy sperm whale), 4361 nucleotides long. It is a transcript of the gene NPEPPS, whose product is annotated as aminopeptidase puromycin sensitive. Gene Ontology annotation, biological process: proteolysis; peptide catabolic process. NCBI's taxonomy places the organism in Eukaryota, Metazoa, Chordata, Mammalia, Artiodactyla, Physeteridae. Gene Ontology annotation, cellular component: cytoplasm. The record is from RefSeq and is a predicted model, not a curated record. Gene Ontology annotation, molecular function: metalloaminopeptidase activity; peptide binding; zinc ion binding.